Messenger RNA from Phascolarctos cinereus (koala), 2274 nucleotides. RefSeq lists its product as uncharacterized. Gene Ontology annotation, molecular function: DNA binding. NCBI's taxonomy places the organism in Eukaryota, Metazoa, Chordata, Mammalia, Diprotodontia, Phascolarctidae. The record is from RefSeq and is a predicted model, not a curated record.
AGUUGUAGGACCGAGGAUUGAGCCGGGGUUCGAGGAGGAGUCGGUGUGGGCUGCGGGGAGACUCCGGGGACGGGGGCAUCCGUAAGCCAGGUGCCUCGGGGGCUGGUCCCCCGGUCAGUGCCAGCAGAUGGCUGAGGGGGCCGGGGAGAGGGUGGCACUGCAAGGCCACUUCCAGACAGUGGACCCAGGACUGGCUGAUGGAGAGCCAGCUGAUGCCCAUCCCACCUUUGACCUGGCUGAAGCAGCCCUGGGUGGGGGCCCUCUGUGUAGUCCCAGUUUUCAGCAACAUCAGGAACUGGAGCUGCAAGAGCCGCCAAGACAGGUGCCCCUGGAGUGUGCCAGUGUGCAGGCACGGGGGAUACUGAAUCUGGGGAGGCCUGCCCCACCACUCCUGGCACCAGAAGAAGAAGCCAAGAACAGAAAGCGACCAUGGCCCACCAACGGGCCAAACCUGGGUCCUCCCUUCCCACGGGGGCUAAGUGUCCCAGAUCUGCCAGCUGCCCCUUUCUUGCCAAGUGGUGGCAACAGCAGCCUGGACAUUCGAGCUGGGGGCCUCCAGGACACUCCCCGAUUUCCAAGGACACAGGAACCCCUGCGGGCUGCCCGCCCCACUCCUACCCGCCUGUGCCACCCCACACCUGUUCUAAGCCGGUUGAACACAGAGCCAGUAGAGCCCCUAGCCUCAGAAGGAGCCUGCCCUUGGGCUGCAGGAGGGGGCAAAGUAACGGGGUUAUAUGCCGAACUAGUGAAAGAGCUGGAGUUACAGAUGGCAGAGCUUCGGAGACUGCUAGUCUCCAGGGAAGAAGCAGCCCUACGGCAAGAGAGAAGGAUCCGGGAGUUGGAACUGGAGAAUCAGCAGCUUAAGGGUCAACUGCGGAGUCUAGAAGAACAGAAUGAUCUGCUGUCUAGCACCCGAGGUGGUGCAGGGCUCAAAGCAUCCUCUCCCAACACCAGCCUCAGCUCUGGGACCGGUAGCCUUGAUGUCAACGAAGGCAAUAUCCAGUUCCUCAAGGGCCUGGUGGGGCUACUGGAGAGCAACAUGGCACUACAGGUGAAUGGCCUUCCUGCACCGCUUCCCACGUCACCACCUGUGGAACCCAAGGGAACUCCUGCUGAGGCCCCACGGUCCCCACCAGUUCGUAGGCUUCGAGCAGGACUCCCCAGUGGCUUUCCAGCCUGGUUGAACUCUGAGGAUGGGGUGGGCAGUCCUGCUACACUGAGCGAGGCCACCUGUCUAUGGGAGGAGAAUGUUCAGGAUACACUACCUGAUGGAACCCCAGUAUGGGCAUCACCAGUGGAGGAAAACGGGAGACCCAAACUGGAGCUGAUCCCCAACUCGGGGGUCUACAUUACUCACCACCAGCUAGAUGACCUGUCUCAGGUGUCAACGGACAAGCCCAAGCUGAUGACCAGGCGUAUGCUGGAUUACUUCUUCUCUCGGGAGACGCUGGCCCGCUCCUCUGCCACUGGUCAACGUAUUGCCCAUAAUAACACCACCAUGGAGAAGCCCAUCCGGUUGCCUGUUGCUGUGGUCAACGCCAUCAAAGAAUAUGUCACCAAGGUGUGUGGCCGUGGCUGUAACUUUAAUGCCGUCAUCAACAGCAAGUGUGGGACCUCAAGGAGGGCAGUCAAGAAGAUGAUUGUUAAGAUGGAGUGAGUGGGGUGAGGGGGAGUGGGUGGGCCAGGUCCUGCAAUCUGCUGGCAGAUACAUACAUAUAUAUAUUUUAAAAGCACCCCCCAAGCAAACACUGUACCAUCAGGAUCUGUCUUCAGGAGAGUGGCGGGAACGGAUAAUCAUAUUCUUGUUCUACUGAGGGCUAUGGGAUUGAAUCCUAGUAUCUAGGGUCUCAUGUGAGCUCUGGGGUCCUGGGUCAGCUGGACAGAGAAGAAGCAAGGGAAUGAUUUCCUGGUCCCAUUCCUUUUGGCACUGACGGCUUUGGGAAGGGCAACCAGAGGUGAGGACUGGGAGGCCACAGACUGUACUGUCCCCCCUUGAGGCCAGGGCUCUGGCUGUUUCCCAACUGCAUACUCGUAUAUCCAUGUAUACUCUGUAAGCCAGGUAGAAAGCAGUGUCAAGCUGGGGUAGUGAAGGGUCCGCUCCAUGCAGGUGUUGUGCUGGUCUCUCCUGCCAGAGGAGGGCUCCGACUGCAGAGCAGGCGGGGACUUCUGCAGUCAUCUCGGAGGUCAGAAUUCACGACCAAAACACUUCCUAGACUUUCUUGUACAUAAGCCAGAACAUUUCAAAUAAAGGUUGGAUUAAACCAAGCUUACUGA